AUGACCGACCCUUCACCAUCAGACAGCUCAUUCGCGAGCACCUCUGGACCCCAAUGUUCUAUCUGCGAAAAGAACGCUGCUAUCUAUACCUGUCCGCGCUGUGCGACGCGAACAUGCUCGCUGCCUUGUUCAAAUUCACAUAAAUCUCAGACAAGAUGUUCGGGCUUGCGUGACAAAGCAAGAUACGUGCCGAUGAAUCAAUACAGCUUAGGAACCAUGAUGGACGACUUUGUUUAUUUGGAAGAGAUGGGACGAAAGGUGGGAGACUGGGGUAAGGAGAUCGUGCGCGGAGGGUUUGGCCCCGGGCAGUCUCUUGGUAAGUCGAGGGAUGGAGUUAUGGGAACGAGGGGAGGUUCUCAAGGGAGAGGAAGAGGACGCGGAAGGGGCGGUGUUCAGAGAACGAAAAGAGAUGUGUUGAAGAUGCAGCUUGAGUUGCGAGACGUCGAUGUGGAUAUGCUUCCGGCUGGGAUGGCAAAACGCAUGGUCAACCAAUCCACUUGGGAUUUUAAAAAUAGGACCGCCUUACUCACUAUCGAGUUUAAAUUCUAUCCUCCUCAAGAUCCCGCCGCCAAUCCAUCACAUCCUCAGGAUCCACCAUACACCCUGCUCACUCAUCGCAACAACUUCGACCUACCACUCAUCUCUCUCAUCCAGUCGCAAAUCAAGGAGCGCCUCAAAGGCAAACGCGAGAAUCCAUUCCCGCAUUGGCUCAAGCCUCUUAUCCUGCCCGACCAAGAAGUGCCCGAUUCCUUUACACCGCCGCAGUUUCUCAUGCCUACUGCCCUCGACCCACUGACAACGCCGCUGUCCAUUAAACAGUUUGCGAAAAUUGGCUAUCACAGGUUAGAAGCUACACAGAAGUUGUCUACACUGUUGAGGCAUAAACAUUUUGUCGAGUUUCCUGUCAUUGAAAUUUGGGAGGAAGGUGCGUUUCGGGGUCUUGUGGUAGAUGAACGUGGAGGGAUGCAGAGAGAGGGCGAUGAGAGAGUAGUCAAGCGACGCAAGCUUGAUAUCGGCGCAUCAAAAAAAGCGAUGAGCGGACUCUUGAGUGGGUAUGGAAGCGACGAAGAGCGGGAGGAAGACACUCCGAUCACUGUUCUGGGGGAUUACGCGGGAAGUGAAGAUGACGGUACGUUAGAUGACGAAGAUGAAGGUGAUGCGCUUGGUGCGGAGGAGCUGGAAGGUGACAGCGACGAAGACAAGGAGAUAGGACCGGUGGAUUAUGCCGCUUUGCUCGACAUUUUGAGGCAAAACGGUGUACACGAAGCAGGUGGAGAUGAUGAGGUUGACUGGGGCGAGGAUGAGGACGAGGUCAGAGCAUCAGCACGCAAUGCAUAA
Heterobasidion irregulare TC 32-1 is the source of this 1338-nucleotide messenger RNA. RefSeq lists its product as uncharacterized. The transcript is spliced from 2 exons. Lineage: Eukaryota; Fungi; Basidiomycota; Agaricomycetes; Russulales; Bondarzewiaceae. The record is from RefSeq and is a predicted model, not a curated record. Bases 1 to 1338 code for a protein of 445 amino acids. Gene Ontology annotation, biological process: maturation of LSU-rRNA from tricistronic rRNA transcript (SSU-rRNA, 5.8S rRNA, LSU-rRNA); box C/D snoRNP assembly; snoRNA localization. Gene Ontology annotation, cellular component: pre-snoRNP complex; nucleus.